ACUCAAACCCAUAAAUUUGUUUGCGCUUCGGCCCCACGCUUUUAGCCUUAUAAAAAUACUUUCGAGUCCGUCUUUCUUUCCUCUCGUGAUUAUUCUCCUUCGUGGCCCCGACUCCACUUCCUCCUCCCUCUUCCCCCGCUCGAAUUUGCUCCUGUUCAACUCUUCCCGAAUCCCUCUCCGUCUGCCCCACGGUAGGCCUGUAUCUCGAGUUUCAGCUUCUCCCAGCUCUCAAGUCCCCAAUUGCUAGGCGGCGUCCUGUUGCCAUGGAGUUCUUUUGAUCGAACGCCGAGGGGCUAGAAGAAGGGGGGAAACGAUGGAUUACGGCCCUUCUGAUAGCAGCGGCACAGAUGAUGAUCUUCCUCCUCCUCACCAAAACAGGAUCGCAAGAGGAGGAACAAGAGUUGCUGGAAAUGGCAGACCUGCUAUGAUGGGUAGUUUGCCCUAUAAUAGAAUGCAAAACGACAUGGAGAGCGAGAUACAUUGGUUGGAACAAGAGGCAUAUAGUUCAGUUUUGAGGGCUUUUAAGGCACAGGCUGAUGUCAUCACCUGGGAACAAGCAGAGUUAAUGGCAGCUCUGAGAAAAGAAUUAAGAGUGUCUGAUGAUGAACACAGGGAACUUCUGGGGCGAGUAAAUGCAGAUGAUAUGAUAAGGAGAAUAAGGGAAUGGAGGCAAGCAGGAGGGGUCCAACAUGGCAUUCAUGGUGCUGGACCACCUGGUCAUGAACCUGCACCUAGUCCUACAGUGUCAGCUUCUCGAAAGAAACAAAAGACCUCUCAUUCUGUAGCCUCCGUCUCUUUGGGUGCACCAUCACCUGCGAUGCAUCCCCGAACAGCUGCUGCACCUGUGCAGCCAUCAUCAUCAGCAGCAAAACGUGGAGCUGUGGUAGGAGCUGGGGGCAAGAAGCCUAAAUCUGGUCACACAGCAGUUGGUGUCAGCUCAACCAAGCAGGGGCAAUAUCCCUCUGGUGGACCUGUUGGAAGGGGUCAAGCUGCAAACCGGGGGUCAUCUGGUGCUCUUGCAAAUGAAUCUACAGCAGCUGCUUCCUUUGAUCCACUAAUUGGCCGGAAAGUAAUGACAAGGUGGCCUGAAGAUAACAAUUUUUAUGAAGCCGUUAUCACUGAUUAUAAUCCUAAGGAGGGUCGGCAUGCUCUAGUUUAUGACAUAAAUACAAAUAGAGAAACAUGGGAGUGGGUCAAUCUUAAAGAGAUAUCUCCUGAGGACAUCCGAUGGGAGGGUGAGGAUCCUGGUAUUUCUCAUCGUGGGCGUGGAGGACCAGGACGUGGAGUUAAGAAAUCAAUGGCUCGUGGUGGUGCUGUGGUUGGAGUGGGGAGGGGAAGGGGUACUCCAAAGACCCAGUCUAAGAAAGAAUAUGCUCCAACUCAAAAUGGCAUUGGUAAGAAGGGUCCUGACAAGAUUGAAAUACUUCACACAGAAUCCCUUAUUAAAGAGGUUGAAAGGAUUUUCCAUGGAAGUCAUCCUGAUACAGCGGAGAUGGAAAAGGCAAAGAAAUUGCUGAAAGAGCAUGAACAAACGCUUCUUGAUGCCAUCUCAAGCAUUGUCAGGCUGGAGGAUGCAUCAGACGGUGAAAGUGAAGAGGGUGAACACCGAUUUUCACAUGACCAUUCUGUUGAUCGGGAAAGAGGAUGGAGGAAUCAACAAUAUGGUGGGAACCAGCAAAAUGCAGAAUUUGAGGACGAUACAGCUGGUGUAGGGCGAGGCGAAGGCUCAGAUGGGAAUGGCAUGGUUGGAGAAGGUGGAGCUGCUUCUGAUGAUCAGCAAGAUGGCGAUGAUGGUGAUGAUGAUUAAUCUAUCAAACUUCUUCCAUCAGACUGGGCUGUGAUGAUAAAGUAGGGGAUGCUGGGUCAGUUAUAACAUGCCAUGUUCCAAGUUUGUGCAUAUUCUGCUCAGAAAUAUUCGAGUCCUCAUCUUGCCGCAACACCAGCCGAUCAAUCAGGUGGAUGCUUCAACUAUGUUAUACUUGGCUAGUGGCUGGGUCUCUGUAAAUUCGCUUGACCAUGGAAUUGCCUGUGACCAUGUAACUGGAUGGUUUGUUAAAACUCGGGCGCGCUGCUGGAGUUGCAGGUUGUACCAGUAGUGCUUCGGAUGGUGUCUUGUGAAGUAUUUAUGGGAAGUUCUAAACGGCAUGUUUUUAA
This is a messenger RNA of Nymphaea colorata (pocket water lily), 2154 nucleotides long. RefSeq names its product protein EMSY-LIKE 3. Gene Ontology annotation, cellular component: nucleus. The transcript has 11 exons. NCBI's taxonomy places the organism in Eukaryota, Viridiplantae, Streptophyta, Magnoliopsida, Nymphaeales, Nymphaeaceae. The record is from RefSeq and is a predicted model, not a curated record. The coding region runs from base 314 to 1807 and encodes 497 amino acids. Gene Ontology annotation, biological process: defense response to fungus.